Olea europaea var. sylvestris is the source of this 2605-nucleotide messenger RNA. Its product is annotated as serine/threonine protein phosphatase 2A 57 kDa regulatory subunit B' theta isoform-like. The transcript has 4 exons. Gene Ontology annotation, molecular function: protein phosphatase regulator activity. Gene Ontology annotation, cellular component: protein phosphatase type 2A complex. The record is from RefSeq and is a predicted model, not a curated record. NCBI's taxonomy places the organism in Eukaryota, Viridiplantae, Streptophyta, Magnoliopsida, Lamiales, Oleaceae. Bases 701 to 2245 code for a protein of 514 amino acids. Gene Ontology annotation, biological process: signal transduction.
UUCCCCCAAAAUAAUGGUCGUCAAUCAUGGAAAUUAUCGUUUUAAUGUUUGAGAACAACACGCUGCUAGAAUUGUAUGUGGGGGGCCGAUGUUGUCAUUUCUCCUCAUAAGUUGAUCCCUAUUCGGAGAAAACCGUAUGAGAGAGUGGGGAAGAGAACGAGAGAGCAGUGCAGUUUUGAAAAGGGUAGAAAAUCAAAUCAGAAGAAACAAACAAAUAAUUUUCUGUGCAAAUUGUUUGUCCUUCUUCUCUUUCGGAAUUAAUUUCAGAUUUCAAUAAUUGACCCAGCUCUCAAAACUCGAUCUUUUCCACUUCUGUGCUUUUUCUUUCGCUCAAUAUUAUAUGUGAUUCUUGAUGAAUGUUAUAUGGGUGUUGUAGAUCACGCGCAGAUCUUGUUGUCUAUAGCAGAAUAACUGGGAAUCUUUGUAAAAUUGGGUGACGAAGAAAGCUAAAACGUGUGGUAUCUGAACUUACAUUUAUCAUGCUUGGGCUUAUGGCGAUGGAGACAUUUCUAUCAUAAAAGGAGACCUGAUCUUCAUUGAAUGGUAACUAGUGGUUGGAAUUGGUUUAAUGAUCCGGUUUUUGCAUGUCAUAUACCUCCUUCAUUAUUGAGGGUUUGUCUACUGGCGGUCGUUUAAUAACUGGAUUGGUCAAUAGCAGUUGAGUUAGCACGAAGAAGAUUGUGAUUUCUAGGUGUAGGUGAUGAUUAAAAAUAUACUCAAUAGGCUCCCACGGAAACAGACCAAGUUAGGGGAUAAUCGUGAUGGAGGAUCCUCUACUUUCUCUACAAAUUCUUCUAAUACUUCGAGAAGCAAUUAUUCUACAAACUCUCGGUUGGGCAAUUCAAAUGCUACAUCUCUUUCAGGGAUCAAUCCGACUUCGGAUUCCGGCCAUACAUCUAAUGCAAAGGUGAAUGGGAAUGCAGUAGUUGCUUAUGAGGCACUGCCUAGUUUUAGUUAUGUCCCUAAUUCCGAAAAGCAAAACUUGUUUAUCAAAAAGCUGAAUUUGGGUUGUGUGUUAUUUGACUUCACUGACCCAACGAAGAAUUUGAAAGAAAAAGACAUCAAGAAACAGACAUUGGUGGAGCUCGUUGAUUACGUUACUUCCACAAAUGUGAAAUUCACAGAAACCGUUAUGCAAGAUAUUAUAAGAAUGGUAUCCAUAAAUUUGUUCCGGGUACUCUCUACUCAAUCUCAUGAAAACAAAGUUUUUGAGGGCACUGACUUAGAAGAAGAGGAGCCCAUGAUGGACCCUGCAUGGCCCCAUUUACAAAUUGUCUACGAAUUCCUUCUAAGGUUCGUGGCUUCACCAGAGACAGAUGCAAAGUUGGCUAAGCGGUACAUAGAUCACUCUUUCAUUUUAAGAUUAUUGGAUCUCUUUGAUUCAGAAGAUCCCAGAGAAAGAGAGUACUUGAAGACUGUUUUGCACCGUAUUUAUGGAAAGUUCAUGGUUCACCGUCCAUACAUUAGGAAAGCUAUCAACAAUAUAUUCUACCAGUUUAUUUUUGAAACCGAGAAGCAUAAUGGAAUUGCAGAACUUUUGGAGAUUUUGGGAAGUAUUAUAAACGGAUUCGCGUUGCCGUUAAAAGAAGAGCAUAAACUCUUCCUCGUCCGGGCACUUAUUCCACUUCACAAACCUAAGUGUAUAUCUAUGUACCAUCAGCAGUUAUCUUAUUGCAUUGCACAAUUUGUUGAAAAGGAUUGCAAACUUGCUGAUACUGUCAUAAGGGGCUUAUUGAAAUAUUGGCCAAUCACAAACAGUUCGAAGGAGGUGAUGUUCUUAGGCGAGCUGGAGGAAGUUUUAGAAGCAACUCAGCCUCCUGAGUUCCAGCGCUGUAUGGUUCCUUUGUUCCGCCAGAUCAGUCGCUGUCUUAGCAGUUUGCAUUUUCAGGUGGCUGAGAGGGCUUUAUUUUUGUGGAACAAUGAUCAUAUCGAGAACCUUAUCAAACAAAACCGUAAAGUUAUACUGCCAAUUAUCUUCCCUACCUUGGAAAGGAAUGCGAAAAAUCACUGGAACCAGGCAGUACAGAGCUUGACACUGAAUGUCCGGAAGAUUUUCUCCGACACUGAUCCUGAGCUCCUUGAGGAGUGUUUGCUGAAGUUCCAAGAAGAUGAAGCACGGGAAGAAGAAACUCGGACGAAACGAGAAGCAACGUGGAAGCGGUUAGAAGAAAUUGCUGCAAUGAAAGCUUCAAGUAAUGAACCUGUGCUCGUUCCUAGCACGAUGAACUUGAAGACAUCAGGCUAGAGACCGAAGAUCUACAGUUGAUUUCUUAGCUUAUUUGGUAUAUAGGUUAUUCAAAUGGCUAGAAUGAGCUCAGAGUUGGAACUAUUACCAGAGAAUUUUAUAUCAUUUUUGUCCACCAUCUUCGUGCUUCUUACUUUUGGCCAGCCGGGUUACGCUGGAAAUGUAGAUAUGAACUUCGGCGACAAAACUACAGGAGGCUUAUGGAGGAAAUUUGUUUUCUUUAGUUUUUAGAAUGAUGGCCUUUGCAAUCAAGAAAUUUAUGUUUAAAUGUUUUUCAACUGAUUUUCAUUUAUGUAUUCUGUAAUCUGCAAUUUAUGUAGUGUAUUUUAUAUGCAUCGCCAUAACAUGUCAUGCAAGGAA